Messenger RNA from Vombatus ursinus (common wombat), 3421 nucleotides. It is a transcript of the gene TRIM23, whose product is annotated as tripartite motif containing 23. Gene Ontology annotation, cellular component: cytoplasm; plasma membrane; lysosomal membrane. Gene Ontology annotation, molecular function: zinc ion binding; GTPase activity; GTP binding. The transcript is spliced from 11 exons. The coding region runs from base 18 to 1742 and encodes 574 amino acids. Gene Ontology annotation, biological process: intracellular protein transport; vesicle-mediated transport. The record is from RefSeq and is a predicted model, not a curated record. NCBI's taxonomy places the organism in Eukaryota, Metazoa, Chordata, Mammalia, Diprotodontia, Vombatidae.
GCAGCGGCGCUGCUGCGAUGGCAGCCCUGGUUGUAAACAAGCCCGGAGCCGGCAUCGAGAGCGGCAAGGCCGGCGCCCGGGGCCCCGCCGCCGUGAAGGUUCUAGAAUGUGGAGUUUGUGAAGAUGUGUUUUCUUUGCAAGGAGACAAAGUUCCACGCCUGCUUUUGUGUGGCCACACUGUCUGUCAUGACUGUCUUACACGCCUUCCUCUCCAUGGAAGAGCAAUUCGCUGCCCAUUUGAUCGACAAGUAACUGAACUAGGAGAUUCAGGUGUCUGGGGAUUGAAAAAGAAUUUUGCAUUGUUGGAGCUUUUGGAACGACUACAGAAUGGCCCUAUUGGUCAAUAUGGAACAACAGAAGAAGCAGUUGGAUUAUCUGGAGAGAGCAUCGUACGCUGUGAUGAAGAUGAAGCCCAUGUUGCAUCAGUGUAUUGCACUGUUUGUGCUACUCACUUGUGUUCGGAGUGUUCCCAGCUUACCCAUUCUACAAAGACCCUUGCAAAGCAUAGGCGUGUACCUCUGGCGGAUAAGCCUCAUGAGAAGACCAUGUGCUCCCAGCACCAAGUGCAUGCCAUAGAGUUUGUUUGCUUAGAAGAAGCUUGUCAGGCCAGCCCUCUUAUGUGCUGUGUCUGCAAGGAAUAUGGAAAACACCAGGGUCAUAAGCAUUCAGUAUUGGAACCAGAAGCAAACCAGAUCCGAGCAUCGAUUUUAGAUAUGGCUCACUGCAUACGAACUUUUACUGAAGAAAUCUCAGAUUAUUCCAGAAAAUUAGUUGGAAUUGUUCAGCACAUAGAAGGGGGAGAACAAAUUGUGGAAGAUGGAAUUGGAAUGGCCCACACAGAACAUGUACCUGGUACUGCAGAGAACGCUCGAUCCUGUGUCCGAGCCUAUUUUUCUGAUUUACAUGAAACUCUGUGUCGUCAGGAAGAAAUGGCACUGAGUGUUGUUGAUGCACAUGUUCGAGAGAAACUGAUUUGGCUGAGGCAGCAGCAAGAGGACAUGACUAUAUUGUUGUCACAGGUUUCAACAGCCUGUCUCCACUGUGAAAAGACUUUGCAACAGGAUGACUGCAGAGUGGUCUUGGCAAAACAGGAGAUCACCAGGUUACUUGAAACAUUACAGAAACAGCAGCAGCAAUUUACUGAACUUGCAGACCAUAUUCAACUGGAUGCUAGUAUUCCUGUCACUUUUACAAAGGAUAAUAGAGUCCACAUUGGACCUAAAAUGGAGAUCCGGGUUGUCACUCUAGGAUUAGAUGGUGCUGGAAAAACUACUAUUUUAUUUAAGUUAAAACAAGAUGAGUUCAUGCAACCCAUUCCAACAAUUGGUUUUAAUGUGGAAACUGUAGAAUAUAAGAACCUAAAAUUUACUAUUUGGGACGUAGGAGGUAAACACAAAUUAAGACCAUUAUGGAAGCAUUAUUACCUCAAUACACAAGCUGUUGUAUUUGUUAUUGAUAGUAGUCACAGAGACAGAAUAAGUGAAGCACACAGUGAACUCGCAAAGUUGUUAACGGAAAAAGAACUGAGAGAUGCUUUGCUGCUGAUAUUUGCAAAUAAACAGGAUGUUGCAGGAGCACUUUCAGUAGAAGAAAUAACAGAACUUCUUAGUCUACAUAAACUCUGCUGUGGUCGAAGCUGGUAUAUUCAGGGCUGUGAUGCACGGAGCGGGAUGGGGCUGUAUGAAGGACUGGAUUGGCUUUCAAGGCAACUUGUGGCUGCGGGUGUACUGGAUGUGGCUUAAAAUCAUAUACAGCCAUUAUUUAAAGUUUGUGGUUAACUGUUAUUUGCACAUGACAGAUUGUAAGAAGUUCUGCAUCUCGAAGAUGGCAGUUAAUCUAGGAUUGUGUUUACAGAACAAAAUGUUUGUAUCUUCCAUUGGGAAUUCAGUUCCUUUUUAUACUCUUGAGAGUAAACUGAAAUGUUUUCCCUAGUAGAUUGAGUUGGUUAUAAGGGUACCUUGAAUUCACAUCUUUUUAGGUGAAUUUGAGUUUUCAGUGCAUUCGCUAUUAGUAUAUUGGAACAAAAAGGAGGAAGGCUAAAUUACACAUUAGAUUACUGUUCUCUUUUUACGUUGAACAUUAGUCAUACAAUUAGGAAAGUACAGCUAUUCUUCUAAAAUUGCCUUUUCAUUUAAUUUUCAUACUGUCUUACUCCUGAAAAGAGGAGUGACUUAAUGAGACCAAAAGCAAACAGUACCUUCCACUGAAAUAAGACUCUUCAACCUGACUUUUUUAUGUUCAGUGAAACAAAAAACCUUUAACUCUAAAAAUUAAACUCUAAAGUUAUAAAAAUGUUUUAUACUUAUUUCUUUAUUAAAAACCUAAGCUAAAGUAUAAUACUUUAUAUUAUAAUACAGUGAGACUUAAUAAAACUUUAUCUGCGUAGUCUGUAGACCAGGACUACUUGUUUGGGUUAUAGUAUGUAUGUAUAAUAAGCUGUGAAGGUCAGAUGAUUUUCAGUUCAUCUGUGAUUAUGAAAGAUCCAUUGUCAGGCCUGAACCUAGGUAAGCUGUUUGCUUACCUAGGACAGAGCCCCAUGUUGGUGGUCCUUUCUGUUUUCAAUAUCCCUUAAGCCAUUAGUGGUUUCAUGAAAAACUAACUUGCACCUUUGAUGUAGCACUUGUCAGUGUAAGCUGCUUUUUGUCAUGACUUUUUAAAAAUGUAGCAAACUUACUGAAACUAAAGAUGGAACCAGAGUGGGCUUUGAUGAAAAGAUAUUUAGGAAUUCACUUAGGAAAAAGUCUUUUACAGCAUGGGAAAUUGUUCAAAUCACAAAAUAUGUAUGUUUAAGUGAAUAUUUUCUCAGUAUGAGUACAUUUCUCAGCAUUGUAUAAUAAGGGCAACUCUCUUGUUUAUUUAACAAUAAAGGGCUUGAAAAUUUAACAUGUGGGGGAUGUAGCAUGUAGAAAAUGCAAAGAAAAAAGAUACAAAGUUAAAAUGUUUACAUCUAAUUUGAUCAUGCAUUGUUUUGAGUAAAAGUUAAAAAAUUUGUGGAUUUUUUUCCUCCAGUUUUUCAUAUUUUAAGGUUAUCUUAUGCAAGCAUGAUUCAUUAUGUAAAAAAUGUAUGUGGAUUGAUAUGUCAUUGCAUCAGUUAUUUUGCCUAUUCAUAGCCCUGCCUGGUUUUUUUUUAGGAUGAAGUUUUAUUUUUAUUCCAUCUAAUAUGUUAAGUGCAAUUUCCAUGAAUAGGAAUUGCAAGUGAAUGACUUAAGGUCGAAAUGGUGACCUUUAAGUAGCAAUUUGUUUUUUUCCUUCAUUGAUGUAAAAUAUAUUUUUAUUUGCAUAAAAAUAGGAAAGUUUUUAUUAUUUAAAGAAACAAAACACUUAGAGGUUUUUAAGAGCUUCUGGAAAUGUGUAAAUAAUAUUUAACCGUAUUUCAUCUUUUACUUUGUCAGCCCAAAAUAAAUGCUCUGCUAUAAGUGUA